Molecule: messenger RNA, 2208 nt
Organism: Dictyostelium purpureum
Lineage: Eukaryota; Evosea; Eumycetozoa; Dictyosteliales; Dictyosteliaceae
Exons: 2
Coding region: 1-2208 (735 amino acids)
Biological process (GO): mRNA stabilization
Cellular component (GO): nucleus
Molecular function (GO): mRNA binding; RNA cap binding
Source: RefSeq, a predicted model, not a curated record
AUGGUUUCAACCUCAACAUUAUCCACACCAAAUAAGACUAAAUACUUUGGUAAAUAUUUCAACUCUAAAUCAAAUUGUGUAGAUUUCGAAUCAAUUAAAAAAUCAAUUCAAGAUCAAGUACAUUAUUAUUUUAGCAUUGAAAAUUUAUGUAGAGAUGUUUAUUUAAGAUGCAACAUGGAUAGUGAAGGUUGGGUAUCAAUUAAUUUUAUUUCAAGUUUCAAUAGAAUGAGAUCAUACGAUAUUUCAACAAUAAUUGACUCAUUGACAUCAUCAGAAUAUUUGCAACUUAAUAGCGAUCAAAAUAAAGUUAGAUUGGUUGCAGAGGAUAUGAGAAGUCUUUGGAUAUUACCUCAAGAAGUUAAGAAUGGUUUCUUAUCAGGUUUAAAGGCUAAGCAAGAAGAGCAACAACAAUCAGAUGAAGAGGUUGAGUCGGCUGAAGGAUGGAUUACUGUUAAAUCAAAGAGACUCUACAGAUCAGAAAGCAUUUCAUUAUCAAAGGAUUCAUCAAAUGAUGCUGAGAUUGAAGGGUUUGAACAAAAACAAGAGCAACAAGAAUUAUCUGUUAGUCAAUAUAAAUCUGAAGAGGGUUUCUUUGAUCUCAGUGAUGAAGAUGAUCAUCAAAAUUUCUUUGCUAAAGAAAGAAGAAAUUUUGAUUUUAGAGAAAGACCAGACCAAAUUCAAGACCAAGAAAUGAAAGAAGAGGAAAUUGUUGUUUAUCAAGAGGAAGAGUUUGAAACUCAACAACCAUGCUAUGGCAGUUAUUCAGAAAAGUCAGAAGAUAAUUUCUAUAACGAAUAUGAUGAUGAAGAUAUCAGUGAGGAUGACGAAAAGGAUAUUUCAAAUCAACUCAUUAUUGUUACACAAUCACCAUAUAAAAAGAAUAAAAUCAAUGGCAAAAAAUAUAUAACUGGUGAGAUUGCUUCAAUGAUUAAUGAUGGUCUUUAUUUCUAUGAACAAGAUUUAAAAAGAAAUAAACAAAAUAAAUUUGAAAAGUUCAAUACAAUUAUUGUAGAUGAUUCAACAACCACCACAAAGAAUAAAUCAUCAACUGUUGAACCAAAAUCAAAAUCAACAUCAUCAUCAUCAAACCAACCAAUUCAAAAAGAAAUCAAUGAUCUUAAAUCACCAACAAGACUUUAUUCACCAAAACCAAAGAAUACAUCAAGCGAUUCAAGUACACCAGUUGGUUGGGUUAUGGCUCCAAUUUCAGAGCAAUUAACCCCAGAAAAUAGUCCAUCAUCACAAAUUAAACCAGCUACUACAGCUGCAUCAGUAAUUUCAUCAGCCAUUGCUACUGGCAAUACAGCUUCUUCCUCUCAAUCAAAACCAAUUGGUCAAAAGAUUAAUGGUUCAUCAUCUGUCAAAUCAAAUAGUCCAUCAAGUACUACAGAAGAGGAUAGUACUAAGCAAAGUCCAUUCCCAUAUUUCCAACAUCCAUCAUACGAAUUGUUGGAAGAGAACGGUUUUAUUCUAAGCAAAUACAACAAGUACAAGAAUAAGUGUUUGAAAGAAAGAUCACGUUUAGGUAUUGGCCACUCCACCGAAAUGAACACUUUGUUUAGAUUUUGGACCCAUUUCCUUCGUACUCGUUUUAAUAAUAAAAUCUAUCAAGAGUUUAAGCAAGUUUCAAUCGAAGAUGCUAGAGAAAAUUAUAGAUAUGGUUUAGAGUGCCUCUUCCGUUUCUACAGUUAUGGUUUAGAAAAAAAGAUUAGACCAGAUAUCUUGAAUGAUUUCCAAGAUCUAACACUCCAAGAUUUUAAAGAGUUCAAACAAGUUUAUGGUUUAGAGAAGUUCUGGGCUUUUCUCAAGUAUCGUAAAGAUAAAACUCCAUUCGAAGUAAAUCAAGAAUUAAAAGAAAUCCUCAAUAAAUUUAAUUCACUCGAAGAUUUUAAAAAUUUCGAAAGAAUCAACAAACCAAUCGUAUCAAAUAACAAACUAUCGUCAUCAGUCCCAUCAUCAUCAAAUGCUUCAUCAUCAAAUAUGUCAUCAUCAGUUCCAUCAUCAAAGUUUAAUAUCAACUCAUCGUCAUCAUCCUCCUCAUUCAAUAGCAAAAAGAAAUUCCUCGGUAGUUCAUCUACCAAAAUGAAUUGGAAUACUAAAUUGACUACUGGUUUUAAUACCACUACUGCCUCUACCCAAUCAAAUGAAGGUAGAAGAGUAGGUAAUCCAUUUAGUUCCCUUUCAUCUGAUGUUAAAAAUGGCAUGUAA